AUGGAAAAUAAAGAAAAAAAGAACAUACAAGAAAUGAAGACUGAUUUGAACUUACUGUUGGAGUGUUUAAAAUAUCACAUGGACAGUCCUCUUUCACAAAAGGAAGCAUUGAUCACUAUUCAAAAAAUUUGUCAACAAAACAGUAAUGCAAGUUUUUAUUUUCGAGAAAUUGGAGGUUUGAUGUUUGUAAAAAACCUUGCAAAGUCAAGUCAACAUAGCAUAGUUAAAGAAGCAGCUUUAUAUACAUUAGGAAUUGUUGCAGAACAAAAUGUUUAUUGUCAGCAAACUUUGUGUACUUCAGAAUUGUUUGAAGACUUAACUGGUUUCUUAUCUAACAGUGAUUCAAGCACAAAUUUAAAAAGAAUGUCUGUCUACGUUAUUUUGGUUCUUGUUUCAAAUAACAGGACUGGACAAACACUUGUGAGAGAAACUGGUUGUAUUUCAGUUCUGUCACAGUUAUUCAGGACAGUUCUUUCAGGGUACGAGUUGAAUUUAUCAGAUAAAAAUGUUCUACACAAUUAUCAGUUGUGGUCUUCAGUGUGCAGUACUUUGAGUGUUUGUGUCAACAAUCCUCAAAAUGAUGAGAAUCAGUUGUUUUGCAGUUCACUUUUUCCAGAUGCUACUAAUUGGUUAAUAAGUGACAAGAAAUCUGAGAUAAUUCGCCCUAUUUGUUCAUUUCUUGGACUUACUCUUGCAAAUAACAAAUAUGUUCAGGAAUACUUCGUAUCUGUGGGUGGACUGGAUGUGUUGUCUCAAGUUCUUGUGCAGUUGGAAUCUGAUUCACACAAGACUCUUUCUAGUGCUAAGCUUGCAGUGGUGGUGACAAAGACAGUGGAUGCAUGUAUUGCAGAUAAUCCUACUUUUGGUAUACUAUUGUUUAAGUACUGUAUUGUUUCAAAACUUCUGACAUUAUUUCGUCAUGAAAGUCUGGAUUUAGGAGAAAAAUUCAGCAUUUUACUUACUCUUGGUCAUUGUACAGAGAAAUGUGAGCAAAAUCAGUAUGCUUUUUUGGAAAGUAAUGGGCUUUCCCUCGUGGUACAUGCUUUAGCUGAAUCUCAGAGUGAGGAACUAAACAAAGCUGCCACUUUUGUUUUUCACAACUGCAAAACUAUUGCUGGGAAAUUAUCUCUUAAUCUGGAUGAUUAUUUUGGUGAAAAUGGAACAAAACUGUUAAAUAAUAAUUAUACAAAAGAGGUGAAUCUUGAAAAUUACUGGAUAAAAGCAAAAGAAAUUCUACACAGAAUUGAACAUCUUGAAAGAGAAGGAAAUAAGGGAAAUGUAGAAAUAGAAAAAUUAGAAAGUGAUGCCUUAUCUAUGAGCAGAAAUACUCAAAAUGCAUUGAAAUGUCUACAUGAAAAUAACAUUGGAGGAGGCCCUAAAACACAGGAUUGUACAUCAUUUGAAGUUGAGUCUAAAGCAUGUAUAACUGAGGACCAAACGAAGACAUGGCUAAAGAGUACAAAUCCAGUUAAUAUUUGUUAUAGGGAAAACAGGCAAAAUAAGACUCUUUAUAAAACCAGUUCAAACUGCAAUGAAAGCUUACAUGAAGAAACAACUUUUGAAAAAAAGAAUUUUGAUUCUCCAACAAGCAAUCAAGUUUUCAAACAGCCACCUCCCAUUGCUAAAAACAGAAAGCAGCAGUUACGGACAACAGAUCCAUUUACGUUAUGUUCAGAUAUCAUAAAUAAUGAAGUCUUCAGUUUUUUAGAAAUUGGUAACAAUUCCAAAAGAUGCUCCGGUUGCAUAGCGUUCGGAAAAUCCUUGAAUAGCCGAAAUUUUAGCAAACUUUUGCACUCUUGCCCAUACCAAUGUGAUCGUCACAAAGUCAUUGUGGAAGCUGAAGAUAGAUAUAAAAAUGAACUAAGGAAAUCACUUAUCUGUAACAAAAAAAUUCUGCUGACGCCACUUAGAAGGCAUAAACUCAGUCAUCUGUCUACUACUUCUGAAGGAAAAAGAAAAAGAAGACUACGUAAAAAUUAUACUGAAGAAGAAGUAAAUUACCUUUUCAAUGGAGUUAAAAAAAUGGGAAAUCACUGGAAUUCGAUUCUGUGGUCUUUCCCUUUUCAGCAGGGACGAAAAGCUGUGGACCUUGCGCACAAAUAUCACAAGCUGGUCAAACGUUCCAAGAUCCCCACCUGGUCGCCGGCGCCCCCCGUGUCCUCCUCCUCACCCCGCCCCCGACUGCGCUGCGGGGACCCGGGACCGGGGAACUCGGGCGGGGUUGCCACUGACACUGUCACUGCGCCGCUCGACCUGCAGGGGACGCCCGAGAGCGCCCUUCCGAGCCGACGGCUGCCGCUGCCGCUUCCUGGCGCAGGGCUGCCCUAG
Molecule: messenger RNA, 2328 nt
Organism: Suncus etruscus (white-toothed pygmy shrew)
Lineage: Eukaryota; Metazoa; Chordata; Mammalia; Eulipotyphla; Soricidae
Gene: TERB1
Product: telomere repeat binding bouquet formation protein 1
Exons: 18
Coding region: 1-2328 (775 amino acids)
Biological process (GO): homologous chromosome pairing at meiosis; meiotic attachment of telomere to nuclear envelope
Source: RefSeq, a predicted model, not a curated record